AUGCACGCUCAUCAGCGACAAUACAAUAUAAAGGAGUUAAAAAAUCUAUCACAUUUCGACUCGACCCAAACGCUGCAGUGUGACAAGUCUGUUCGACCCUACACCUCGCUGCCAACCCUAGCCGGCGCCCGUACCGUCAGCACAACCGAUGCUCCAGCCACCGUCUACGUACCACCGUCAGCAGCCCCAGUCCCGCCGGGACAAACGAGCCGCGCA
This is a messenger RNA of Iphiclides podalirius (scarce swallowtail), 216 nucleotides long. NCBI's taxonomy places the organism in Eukaryota, Metazoa, Arthropoda, Insecta, Lepidoptera, Papilionidae. The record is from the annotation of a GenBank genome assembly.